This is a messenger RNA of Myripristis murdjan (pinecone soldierfish), 1155 nucleotides long. RefSeq lists its product as uncharacterized. Lineage: Eukaryota; Metazoa; Chordata; Actinopteri; Holocentriformes; Holocentridae. The transcript has 4 exons. The coding region runs from base 54 to 965 and encodes 303 amino acids. The record is from RefSeq and is a predicted model, not a curated record.
UCUGAGGCUGCUAGUAAUCACCUGAGGUUUUGAACUUCUUCAUUUUUCCUAAAAUGCAACAGCAGCAGAAGAAGUGCAAUAUUACGGCUAGGGUAUUUAAUCUUGCACCACUACUUGAAGGUUUACAACGUUCAGACCAGAAUGAUGACAAUGAUGGUCAUGACGGUGAUGGGCAUUCAGAAAAAAAGAGGAAGCCACUCCAACAGCAGCAGGAAGAUGGAGAUAUGAAUUCAUCUGAAGUGGAAAGCACCACCAACCUCGGAGCUACUGACAAAUACAAAGUUAUUAAACGUCAUUACAGGGAUUUCUCCAGAGGUGAGGAUGGGGAUAAAGGCUACGUCGAGGCGGAUCACAUCCCACCGUUGGAGUCUCUGCGGCGGGCGCCCGAGCAGCAAGAGUUUCAGAGUCUCAGAGACAUCAAUCCAAAUCUUUACAACAUGGUGCUGAGCCUGAGAGAUGACAAACACGGAGAUAACCUGCCCACCGUCCAGGUCCUCACACAUCACCACAGGGACGCCCUGUCCACCGGCGCCAGCAGAGUGUCCACAGAAGUCAGGCUCCUGCUGGCGCGCAGAAUUGCCAGAGGUCAAGUGCAGCCGAUGCUCAAACAGGCAUUUAUCAUCGCUCACCCUUAUGCUUCCCAGCAAAUCAGAAACGAUGCAGGAGUUGGCAGCAGACAAUGGCUUGAGAGACUUUCGAUUUCAGAGGACAGGACGGUGAGGAUCUACACCAGAGCCUUCCACAGCCUGCUCAGGAUCUACUCCAACAUGGGCAUCAUCAGUGCAGAACAAUUUGCACUCCUCACUGAGUAUGUGGACAAUCACGGAUAUCUUGACAGAGAUUGUGACGAAUAUAAAGAGAUUCUUGAAACCGUCCGGCGCCACGGCCGUGUUGCCCAAACGUCGCCCACUCCCAUUCUCAAAAUGAACGCGAAGGCCCGCCGACGCCCCCGUGAGGAGUUAUGAGCCCCACUGCUACGAUUUCACACCAUCAGAAAUGAUGACACUCUGCCACCACAGCAAUGAAUUGUUUUAACUCAUCAAAUCCCAGAAUCCUCGCUCUCCUCAUUCUUACAUGAAAGGGGCUGUGAUAAUAAUGUGAUAAAAAAAUAUAUGUUUUGAAUAUUUAGCUCACUUUCCUCAAAUUUGAGACAGA